CGUUACCAUGGUGACGGAUGCAGUUGACUGGGCGUCUGCUACAACAAUGGCUGGAGCAAAACCAAAGAAUUCAUCUGUUGUUGCACGGGAGAAUGCAGAAAUCCAUUAUCAGCCCGAAGUUUCUAUAGAAUCUGAUCGUAUACUCGGUGUGUUGGACAGCGCCAUACGUAACAUGGAAUUAGUUGUUUCAGAGGCCAGUAUCAUCUUCAUUGGAUACAUGAAACAGCUACGUAACUGUAUUGCACAGAGAUUGGCCAUUACCCCCAUAAAAGAACUGGAAAAACAAAAGAAUUUGCACCGCAUAUGGCAUCGUAACCUGAAAGCUAAGGCUGAUAUAAUAAGAUUAAGAGAUGAACUUGAAACUCAGAGGAAUGAAGGUAAUGCACAGCUUGCAGAAAAAGAUAUCUCAAUUCAGAAGAAUGAGGAACAUAUUGAUAAACUGAAAAAACACUGUAAGGAUAACAUUAAAAAAAGAAUAAAUGAGUCAGAAAGAAAUAUGAUAAGUGAUUGGAAACAGAGUGAAUGCAGACAAGAGGGACUUCAGAUAGAGCUUAAGGAUGCUGAAAAAAAAUUUGAGAACUUGCUCUCAGAACACUUGCAGUGUGAAAAGAACUUGAAAGCAAACAAGCAAAAUGUUGAAUUACAGUUGCUCACUGUGCUGAAUAAAUACGAUAAAGAUAUGGGACAGCUACAGGCUACACUUGAAGAGAUUAUUGAAGGUUUCAACAAAGAGAAGCAACAGAUGAGAGAGUUACAGGAGCUGUUUAACAUCCAGGAAAUGGAGUACACGAGGUUAAUGACUGAAAAAGCUGAAGAUGAACAACGCGAACUGGACCAUAAAAUAUACAUUUUCAUUACAAACAGAUGUGCACGCAGAAUUCAGCAUGCCUGGAGAGAAUACAAACAAAGAAAGCUUUCAAAGCGUAAAGGGAGAAAGAAGAAGAAAAAAUAAAAUGGUUAUUUUUCACAUUUUCUGUACAA
Molecule: messenger RNA, 981 nt
Organism: Schistocerca americana (American grasshopper)
Lineage: Eukaryota; Metazoa; Arthropoda; Insecta; Orthoptera; Acrididae
Product: putative leucine-rich repeat-containing protein DDB_G0290503
Exons: 5
Coding region: 8-952 (314 amino acids)
Molecular function (GO): protein binding
Source: RefSeq, a predicted model, not a curated record